Messenger RNA from Oppiella nova, 225 nucleotides. Lineage: Eukaryota; Metazoa; Arthropoda; Arachnida; Sarcoptiformes; Oppiidae. The record is from the annotation of a GenBank genome assembly.
AUGAAUAUGUUGGGCACCGGCAGCUCGAGCGAGAGUCACCUCCGAGAUCACGCCAAACAGAAGUACAUCGGAUCAGCGUUUACGUCCGGUGCCCUCAGUGACCAGAAAUACCUGGAAAUACUGGGCCAGGAGUUCAAUUGCAUGACACCCGAGAAUGAGAUGAAAUGGGGGUCUCUGGAGGCCAUCAAAGGGCAGUACAACUGGGGAAACGCCGACAAAUUGGUU